Molecule: messenger RNA, 1651 nt
Organism: Talpa occidentalis (Iberian mole)
Lineage: Eukaryota; Metazoa; Chordata; Mammalia; Eulipotyphla; Talpidae
Gene: BUB3
Product: BUB3 mitotic checkpoint protein
Exons: 8
Coding region: 104-1084 (326 amino acids)
Biological process (GO): mitotic spindle assembly checkpoint signaling
Cellular component (GO): mitotic checkpoint complex; kinetochore; bub1-bub3 complex
Molecular function (GO): ubiquitin binding
Source: RefSeq, a predicted model, not a curated record
AAGGCAGGCGCCGGCCGGAGCUUCCUCUCCGCCUCCCGUGCUGCCCGCGAGCGAGGCUGGGCGCGGCGAGCGGCGGCGAAGUUGCUUUUGAGGGGACCCCGAGAUGACCGGUUCCAACGAGUUCAAGCUGAACCAGCCGCCCGAGGACGGCAUCUCCUCGGUGAAGUUCAGCCCCAACACCUCCCAGUUCCUGCUGGUGUCUUCGUGGGACACGUCCGUGCGCCUCUACGAUGUGCCGGCCAACUCCAUGCGCCUCAAGUACCAGCACACCGGCGCCGUGCUGGACUGCGCCUUCUACGAUCCAACCCAUGCCUGGAGUGGUGGAUUAGACCAUCAACUGAAAAUGCAUGAUUUGAACACUGAUCAAGAAAAUCUUGUUGGAACACACGAUGCCCCUAUCAGAUGUGUUGAAUACUGCCCAGAAGUGAAUGUGAUGGUUACUGGGAGUUGGGAUCAGACAGUUAAAUUGUGGGACCCCAGAACUCCAUGUAAUGCUGGAACCUUCUCUCAGCCUGAAAAGGUCUACACCCUGUCGGUGUCGGGGGACCGGCUGAUUGUGGGCACGGCAGGCCGCAGAGUGCUGGUGUGGGACCUUCGGAACAUGGGCUACGUGCAGCAGCGCCGCGAGUCCAGCCUCAAGUACCAGACCCGCUGCAUCCGCGCCUUUCCCAACAAACAGGGUUAUGUCUUGAGUUCCAUUGAAGGCCGAGUGGCAGUUGAGUACUUGGACCCCAGCCCUGAGGUGCAGAAGAAGAAGUAUGCCUUUAAGUGCCACCGGCUGAAAGAAAAUAAUAUUGAGCAGAUUUACCCUGUCAAUGCCAUUUCCUUUCACAACAUACACAAUACAUUUGCCACAGGUGGUUCUGAUGGAUUUGUAAAUAUUUGGGAUCCAUUUAACAAAAAGCGACUGUGCCAGUUCCACCGGUACCCCACCAGCAUUGCUUCCCUUGCCUUCAGUAAUGAUGGGACUACGCUUGCAAUAGCAUCAUCAUAUAUGUAUGAAAUGGAUGACACAGAACACCCUGAAGAUGGUAUCUUCAUUCGCCAAGUGACAGAUGCAGAAACAAAACCCAAGUCCACCUAAUCGUCUCGUGCAAGUGGUUUCUCUCUGGAAAGCUUUGUGUUGCUUCCCACAAAUACAUGCUGUCCCUUAAGGGAUCUACUGUAGUCACUGUGGACACGUUCUUUAGUAUGUGCAUUUCUUUUUGUUUUUUUUUUUUUCUUACAAAAAACUUGUCUGUGCGCCCUUUCAUACCAGCUCUGUAAGAUGAGGAGCCUGUGUCCGGUGCAGGGGCCUGGGGGUGGUUUUCACCCCGCAGCAAGCCCAGGGCUGUUUUUGAGCAGCUUGAGCUCUUUUUGUAAAAUAACCUAAACCUGUUAUUUCCGUGCGGUCUAAUAAAUCAGAAAUCCAGAACCCUUAAAUGUUGGAUGUUUUUAAAUGUCGGUAAUUAAUGUAAUUUACUUCAUAAAAGGCUUCUGUAAAGCAGAACUCCUUCAUCACGGGCCUGGUGGGGAUGACAUUUUACCUUUAGGUCCAUGCUGCUUCGCUUAAUUAUGUCUAUUUUGAUGUACGUUGGGGAUUCGGUCGGGAUAAAGUGAUCUGUUGGAGUGUUGCCAUUUCCCUCGUGUGUGCUCUUGCUGGAUCAGCAGG